Molecule: messenger RNA, 1560 nt
Organism: Chlorella variabilis
Lineage: Eukaryota; Viridiplantae; Chlorophyta; Trebouxiophyceae; Chlorellales; Chlorellaceae
Exons: 15
Coding region: 88-1308 (406 amino acids)
Biological process (GO): amino acid metabolic process; biosynthetic process
Cellular component (GO): mitochondrion
Molecular function (GO): L-aspartate:2-oxoglutarate transaminase activity; pyridoxal phosphate binding
Source: RefSeq, a predicted model, not a curated record
GCCCACCUAACCAGCCAGCUGCAGCGGUGCGCUUUGCAGCCUGCCCACGCCCUGCAACAAGUGCUGAGACAACAGACCCGGGCUGCCAUGGCGGCCAGCAGGUUCCUGGAGGUCCCCCAGGCGCCGCCCGAUGCCAUCCUGGGCAUCAGCGAGGCUUUCAAGGCCGACAACAGCCCCCAGAAGAUGAACCUGGGCGUGGGAGCAUACCGCGACGAGGAGGGCAAGCCGGUGGUGCUGGGCGCGGUGCGGGAGGCGGAGCGGCGGGUGCUCGAGGACCCCACUGAGAACAAGGAGUACCUGGGCAUGGGCGGCAUCCCCGAGUUCUGCCGCCUGUCUGCCCGCAUGGCGUUUGGGGAGGGCAGCGCCGCGCUGCGCGAGGGCCGCAACGCGACCAUCCAGGGCCUGUCCGGCACAGGCUGCCUGCGGGUGGGUGGCGAGUUCCUGUCCCGCUUCUACCCCGGCCCCAAGAUCGUGCUGAUCCCCACCCCCUCCUGGGCCAACCACCGCGCCAUCUUUGAGCGCUGCGGCAUGCAGGUGCAGCAGUACAGGUACUACAAGGCUGACACCCGCGGCUUGGACUUUGAGGGAAUGAUCGAGGACAUCAAGGCGGCGCCCGAGGGAGCCAUCCUGCUGCUGCACGCAUGCGCUCACAACCCGACGGGCGUGGACCCCACGCCCGAGCAAUGGCAGGGCAUCCUGGAUGCGGCCCUAGCCAAGAAGCUGCUGGUAUUCUUCGACUCCGCCUACCAGGGCUUUGCCAGCGGCGACCUGGACCGAGACGGCUACUCCAUCCGCCUGUUCUGCGACGCGGGGCUGGAGCUGCUGCUGGCGCAGAGCUUCGCCAAGAACAUGGGCCUGUACGGCGAGCGCGUGGGGGCACUGACGGUGAUUGUCGGCGACUCGGCUGCCGCCAAGAAGGUCGAGAGCCAGCUCAAGAUUACGGCGCGCCAGAUGUACAGCAACCCUCCCCGCCACGGCGCCUCCAUUGCCACUCGCAUCCUAGCCGACCCGCAGCUGUAUGCCCAGUGGAAGGUGGAGCUCAAGGGCAUGGCCGACCGCAUCCUCACCAUGCGCCAGCAGCUGUACCAGGCGCUGCAGGAAGUGGGAGCCCCUGGGGACUGGGGCCACAUCCUGAGGCAGAUCGGCAUGUUUAGCUACACCGGGCUCACCAAGGCCCAGGUUGAGAACAUGACCAACAAGUGGCAUGUGUACAUGACGUUUGAUGGGCGCAUCUCCAUGGCCGGCCUUUCAAGCUCCAAGUGCGGCUACCUGGCGCAGGCAAUGAAGGACAGCGUAGAGAACUGCUGAGGACAGGAGACGCAGGGGAGGGCAGCAGUCACCUGGCGGCAGCUGUUCCUGGCGGCAGAGCCUGCCACCGUCUGGGCCAUGUUGUGUUUUUGUAGAUGCACAUUACUUAAACCACGCCUAGCUGUUCCUACAUGAGCAGCGCUGUUCCUGCUGCACAUUGAGGCUCUCAAAAAUGGCUGGUGAUUUGCUGUUACGUGCAUGGCGGCCGGUACUCGCUGCCACCUGCACUCGCUGUAAGACGAGGCCCAUGCC